ACCCCCCCCAACUCUCGGCGUCGUUUCCAGUCCGAGGCGAAGGCGCGCGUCGACCUGAAGAGGUCUGUGGCGUGAACGCUGACGACGUGGUGAGACGAGGUGCUGAGACGAGGUGGAGUCGGGGUGCGACGAGGAGGAGGGACGAGGCGUAGUCGGGUUUGUCGCCGCUACUUGGUGGUGCAGGUCGGAGGAUGGAGGAUCGCUGGGGAGGCUGCGUGGUCUCUCUGAACUGCGGGCCCGUGUUGGGCGUCUACCAGGGCCGCGUGAGCCGCGUGGACCAGCAAUGCCAGAGCAUCUCGCUUGUGCAGCCGUUCCGCAACGGCGCGCGCUGCACCGUGCCAGAGCUCACCCUCAGUGCGACGGAUAUCAAGGAGCUGAAGAUCUUGGAGCUGCCGCCUGAGCCUGCGAGCUUCCAGCACACGCAGAUGCUGGUUGACAACGGAACAGCACCUGUGGCGAUGACCAAUGGUGCCCAGUCGGCCUCUCACCCUAUUGCCAGGCGAGGGGAGCGGGAGGCCGAGGCCGCCGAUUCCUCAUCGCAGCAGCAACAGCAGCAGCAGCCGCCAUCCUCGCGUGCCCACACAGAUGUGCCGGGCUCGACACCCUCCAAGGGGUUCCGCCGCCGACACAACUCCUGGUCGUCGAGCAACCGGCAGGCGCUGAUGGGCACGACCCCAAAGCGCAACGCCGGCGGCCGCGGCGGCGGUGCCGGCCCCGCCGCCGGCGGACGGCGCUCCGGGCGCGACGAGGACUGCUUCGCCGACGACCUCGACGACCUCCUCGACACGGAGUUCGACUUCGAGAAGAACCUCGCGCUGUUCGACAAGGCCGCCGUCUUCCAGGAAAUCGAGAUGCACCAUGGCGGAGGAGGGCCAGCGAGCGUGCAGUCCAACGGGGCGGCGGCGCGCACUCGCGGCACCCCGCCCGCCGACACGCAGAAGUACAGGCACGACGAGAACGUACUGGCGGCGGCUCCCAGCGAGUUCCACAGGAUCGACGUGCCCCAGCCGGGGCCCAAGCUGUACUGCACAGACACGGGGAUGGUGGUGCCCAGCGUGAGCCCAGCGCUGCACCGGCAGCUCUUGGGAGCGGCGGAGCGAGCGGGGCUCACGGCGGAGCGGCGCCGCGACGUGCUGGGGGUGUGCGCCACGCAGAUGGCGCUGUCCCUGCUCGGGGGCUCCAACCGCAUGGACCCCAAGAACUCGCAUCAGCGGCCCACGGUGGUGGUGCUGUGCGGGCCGCACCGGCGCGGCGCGCAGGGCGCGUGCGUGGCGCGCCACCUCGCCAACCGCGACGUGCACGUCAUCGCGCUCGUGCCGCGCGCGCCGCCGGGGGGCCUCGCCGAAGAGGUGCGGCUGCUGGAGAGGACGACGACGGCCCGGUGCGUCGGCAGCGUCGCCGAGCUGCCCGGCACCGCCGUGGACCUCGUCGUCGAGUGCCUGCUGGGCGACCCCGACGAGAGCCCGGGAACCGGCGGCGGCGUCGGCGCCGCCGGUCCGCUCGGCCACCUCAAGCCGCCGCGGGAAGCGGCCGCCUGGGCCGCGGCGAACCUGGCCCCGCUGCUUGCCGUCGAUCCGCCGCCUCCGGCGCAGAACGCGCCCAGCAAGGCCGGCGGCGUCGCCUUCGCGGCCAAGUGGUCGCUCGUGCUGGGCCUGCCGUCGAGCCUUGGCGAGGGCGCGGGCCGCGUGUACCUGUGCGACGUGGGCAUCCCCGUGCGGGUGUUCGAGGAGGUGGGCAUUGCCUAUCACUCGCCCUUCGGCUGCAAGUUUGUCAUUCCGCUGCACAGCACGUAAAAGCGAUCGGGGUGCGACUGUGCGUAUGUGCGAGUGUGCGGCAUGUGUGUGUGUGUGUGUGAUGGGGAGCAGUCGCACGGCGGUUAGCGCACCGAGCUUUGGACCUUGGCGCCCCAAAUUCCGAUUCCCGCUCACGACCGAUGACAGCGUCAAAUAUUUUAACUGGCCCUGGCACCUCCCUUAGGUCAACUCGGCUUCGAAUGAAUACCUGGCGCAAUGUGUAAACAUUGCCACCGAGGAGACAAAGGUGCGUGGCGCUGGCCACCCACUUCCUCGUGUACCGUGCCGGCCUUCAUACGUACUCGCUCGCAGCACUUUCCCCAACAUUCUGUUGAGGUUGCAUGGGGGAGCUUCGUCGAUGUGUGUGCAAGCCGUUGAGUGUGGUGGUCACGUGUCGCAGGUCUCGUGAGAUACGCCAGGGGUGAGGAAUCUUACCGGAUGCCGAAUUAAGCCGAUUACAUACCUCCGAUUAGCACGGUUGGCUACGUGCGGAAUGUACGUACGUACGUACGUUCAGGGGGCAGCCACACGUUCACGCGCACACACAACACACACACACUCCGCGGUCGCUCCCAUCACUGCAAGAGGCCCUCAGUGACGGGAGCGACGCCACGGCGUUUCCAGGUCGUAGAUAAUACCCCGGCACGGUAGUUGGAAUAACGGUGGAGCUUUCUCACUCAUUUCUCCGCCGCCCCCCCCGGCCAGCUUCUGUUCAUGGGUAUGCCACGGUUAAAUCGAUGGGGAGGUGUCACGUGUGGUGAUGAUGAUGGGGGGGAAAAGUGUGGGUUUACUCCCACCUCUUCUGAGACAUCUGGCCGGCAUGAAAGAGUAGGCCAAAGUCACCCUCGAUGAGAGUUCGCUCGCGUGGGAGGCCCCUUCCACAAGCCACUGCAGGGCUGCACCGUUACCUUUCUUUACCUUGUACGCGAUUACUAAAGCUAAACUAUGUUUGUAUUUUACCAGGUAAGGCCCACUUGAGCUGUACAGCUCUUUUUCUGAGGCGACCUGGCUAUCACAAAUGACAGCUCAAAGAAGUGGCUUGUGUGGCAAUGUAGAGCAGCCAAGUGACUAUGAAACGUGUGAUGUCGGUUCUAAAUGUGGAGGGAAAAACCAGAGGUACCCAGAUAAAAAUCCACGUGACCACGGGGAGAGAGACACGCAAACUGCAAAUAUACAGCAGCGGGCGUCCGGGUCGGGAUCGAACCCACAAACCUCCAGUAUAUCAGUCGAGGUAGUUAACAUCUCCUAGCCACCGCGGCGCUUAGUUCAGCUCGCACUGACGGUUCAGUAUCGUUCCGCGAGCCUUUUCGAAGCGGUGGUCCCCACGCGUUGUGGCGGGCCGAAUCGCGCGCCUCCGAUUUAGCACGGUUGGCUUCGUACGGUGUGAAAGAAGUCCAGCGUACGUCCAGUGACGUAGGCGCCCCAGCACCUGACAUGGGAAAAACUGGGGGGGGGGGGGGAGGGGCGGCAGGGUCAUGGGGGGAAGAGAGAGAUGAAGUCACGGAGCACGGUCCGGGGAUUCGUGGGUAAAGUUUGAUUCUCUUUGUUGAAGUUGCGUUUUUAUCGAGUUCGGUUCAUUGAGCGAAGUUUGCGAGCGCGUGACGAGUAGACGCCGGCACGACGGUGAGAAUGCGUGGUUCGGGUGUACACCGGACGAGAGGCUUGAAUACGCGCGGCGUCUGGUGACCAAAGCAACUCAGGAUUCGCCAAAUAUCUCCACAGGUCUCUGAAGCUAAGCAAGGGGUUGAGCCCCCGGGGUGGUGCUUAGCUGCGCGAGUUCCACGCACGGCAGGUUGUCAUAGGCUGCUGCUGCUGCUGUGGCAACGUGGGUGAGGGCGGCAAGAGGGCAUUGUAACACAAACCCGUUGUUGCGCUGUUCCUGUACUACUAUGCAUCCACAUCUGUACUCCCCACCUGCAACCCGCACGGCAAUGGUACGGUCAAAUGACCCCCCCCUUUGACAUGCACGGGUGUGGUUGGGGGAGGCACUCAUCCAGCAGUGGGUUGACAAAGAGGGGUGGGGCUGUACAUGUACAUACGUUGUUGGUAAUGGGAGUGCUCUGCCUGGGCAUAUUUCCCUGCACACUGUGGGGUACGCGAGUACACACGUGUUGACGCACGUGUUGACGCACGUGUUGACGCACGUGUUGACGCACGUGUUGACGCACGUGUUGACGCACGUGUUGACGCACAUGUUGACGCACAUGUUGACGCACAUGUACGGUUGUUUUAGGCCAUAAUUCGUGAGAAUCCCCCAUGUUAGGUACAGAUUACCUAUAAUCGCUGGGUGGCAUUUAACUCAUGGCGUUAGCUCUUGGGUUCCAGGCGGCUGAAUGUGAUUGAACUGGGUCCUCCAUUGUGGCGAGUUGAUGGUCUCAGUUUAACACGUAGUCGUCGACUUUUGCGACCAAUAUUAUCCAUGAGGUUUUUUUGGGGAUUAGAUCGCGCCACCACCCGACACAGCCAAUUAGUAAGGAUGGUCAC
Molecule: messenger RNA, 4277 nt
Organism: Petromyzon marinus (sea lamprey)
Lineage: Eukaryota; Metazoa; Chordata; Hyperoartia; Petromyzontiformes; Petromyzontidae
Gene: EDC3
Product: enhancer of mRNA decapping 3
Biological process (GO): P-body assembly; deadenylation-independent decapping of nuclear-transcribed mRNA
Cellular component (GO): P-body
Molecular function (GO): mRNA binding
Source: RefSeq, a predicted model, not a curated record